AAUUACGUAGUUAAACGUCAGGGAAGAAGUCGAACAUUCUCUUUAUACGUUUCUCUCGUUUUGGACGGAAGCUCGUGGGUGUGAAAGCUUAACUUACAAUUUUUACGCAACAGACGUCCUCUCCAUAUCAACGACGAAAAUCUCCUCCUUGUCAUUUCGUGUUACGUCUGCAAGCACGUCAGGCGCGUACAGCGAGAGAAACAUGAAGACUACAGUCAUCUUCAUUGCCUUGGUUAUAUCUCACACCUCGAGUCUUGUUGAAAGCGGCUACCUUGUAACAUCUCCAAGACUUUUCCGUGCCGGCAGCACUCAGGAGCUCUCUGUCAGUCUCGUUAACAUCACUGAACCGUGGGUUAUCAAUUCCACACUUACAUAUAAAACAAGUGGAGAUGUUAUUGCUAGUAAUGGAGCACAAUUUAAUAGUGAUGCUGAUGGCAUCCUUAAACUUAAGAUACCAAGGGACUUGGAGACAAGUGGUAAACAGAGCAUUGAAGCAAAGUUGUCUGUUUCUGGAGGACCAGUAGAUGGAAAGCAUGUCUUUCAAAAGAGUGAAACAAUCAGCGUUCUCAUUCCAAAGAAUUCUGUGUUCAUUCAGACAGAUAAACCCAUUUACAAACCAGGCCAGACAGUCAAUAUGCGCAUUGUUGGAGUGGAUGAAAACCUAAGGCCUUUAAAAGGACAGGUCAAAAGAGUUACCAUCACUAGCCCUGGUGGUGUGCGAACAAAGCAAUGGAAUGACCAGACUUUUGUCGGUGGAAUUGUGAGUCUAAAUUUUGCUUUGUCAAGCCAGCCUGUUCUAGGAGACUGGAAGGUUGAAGUUGUGUAUCAGGGUGAAAAAGAGACACGUGUGUUUAAAGUGGAUAAAUAUGUGCUGCCAAAGUUUGAAGUGACCGUUGAACCUCCAGCUUUUGUGUCAUUGCAUAGCAAAGAGAUAACAGCAACCAUUUGUGCCCGAUAUACCUAUGGACAGCCAGUUAAAGGAACCUUGUCAGUACUCUUUCACUUAAAAAUGCCCAAGUAUUGGAAACAGUAUGAAUCUCAAACAACCAGGACAGGGGAGAUUAAUGGUUGUAGAGAUGUCACAGCUACUAUAAAUUUACAGCGACACUACUUUUAUAGUUAUGCAAAAAUUGCUAUUAAUGCCACUGUGAAGGAAUCAGCCACUGGGGUUUCCCAAAAUGCUUCAGGGACUGAGGUAGAGGUCGACAGUUCAAGCACAAAACUGGAGUUUCUUCACACUACACCCAGAACCUUUAAACCAGGCAUGGCAUAUGUUGGACAGUUGAAAGCUACUCUGCCUGAUGGAAGCCCAAUGAAAGGAGAGUCAGUGCAUGUUAUUAUAAAGGCACGGAAGUCCGACUGGUCAUGGUAUCAUAACAAUGCAGUGACAGUCUUUCAAGAGAGGAUCACAGUCCCAGCAAAUGGACUUGUGGAUUUUGUAGUCCCUGGUUCAAACAUUAUACAGACAGCCAAAUCGCUCUCACUUGAAGCUAAAUACAAGGGUAAAUCUUUGGCAUACCAUACCGCUAAACGCUGGAACUCUCCAAGCAGCAGUUACAUUUCCAUGGAAAGAAUCAUCACUCCACUGGAGGUUGGAUCAAGUGCUAAAGUAAAGUUUGAUUUCACAACCAGCACAGCAACAAAGAACAUCAAUUUUCACUACCAAGUAUUUAGCCGUGGAAUGCUUGUGGCUCAGGGAAGGAAACUUCUUGCAGUUGAUUUUCAGCCAUCCAUGAAAACAUUCAAGAAUUCCAAGAAUGAAGAAAUGUUCACAGCCCAGGGAUUCAUUCAGUUUGCUGUCACUCAGAAGAUGGUACCUUCAUGCCGUCUCCUGCUGUUCCAUGUGCGGGAUGACCAGGAGACUGUUGCUGAUAAUAUGGUGAUAGAUGUGGAGGAUAUAUUGGAAAAUAAGGUUGAUGUACGUUUUGCUGAGAGCAUCAGAAAGCCUGGUGAACCAACAAAACUUAUCAUAACAGCAGCACCAGGGUCUCGAGUGGCUGUUACUGCUGUUGACAAAAGUGUCCAUCUCUUGAAAGAAGGAAAUGAACUGACUCAAGAUGAUGUAAGUUUUUACUGUUGACAAAAGGUACCAUAAAUUC
Molecule: messenger RNA, 2099 nt
Organism: Orbicella faveolata
Lineage: Eukaryota; Metazoa; Cnidaria; Anthozoa; Scleractinia; Merulinidae
Product: alpha-1-macroglobulin-like
Cellular component (GO): extracellular region
Molecular function (GO): endopeptidase inhibitor activity
Source: RefSeq, a predicted model, not a curated record